AUGUCCCUACUAUUACGUGGCUAUCUAUCUAUCUAUCUAUCUAUCUAUCUAUCUAUCUAUCUAUCUAUCUAUCUAUCUAUGUUUGUCCCUAUUCAUAUCUAUCUAUGCUUGUCCCUAUUCAUAUCUAUCUAUCUAUCUAUCUAUCUAUCUAUCUAUCUAUCUAUCUAUAUGUUUGUUCCUAUUCAUAUCUAUCUAUCUAUCUAUCUAUCUAUCUAUCUAUCUAUCUAUCUAUCUAUGUUUGUCCCUAUUCAUAUCUAUCUAUCUAUCUAUCUAUCUAUCUAUCUAUCUAUAUAUAUAUAUAUAUAUCUAUGUUUGUCCCUAUUCUAUCUAUAUAUAUAUAUAUAUAUCUAUUUAUCCCUCUAUUCAUCUAUCUAUCUAUCUAUCUAUCUAUCUAUCUAUAUAUAUAUAUAUAUAUAUGUUUAUCCCUAUUCAUAUCUAUAUAUCUGUCUAUCUAUUUGUUCUAUCUAUCUAUUAUAUAUAUAUAUGUUUGUCCCUAUUCAUAUCUAUGUAUCUAUCUAUCUAUCUAUAUAUAUAUAUAUAUAUUUGUUUGUUCCUAUUCAUAUCUAUCUAUCUAUCUAUCUAUCUAUCUAUCUAUCUAUCUAUCUAUCUAUCUAUCUAUCUUGUUUGUCCCUAUUCAUAUCUAUCUAUCCCUAUUCAUAUCUAUCUAUCUAUCUAUCUAUCUAUCUAUCUAUCUAUCUUUGUCUAUCUAUCUGUUUAUUCAUAUCCUAUCUAUCUAUCUAUCUAUCUAUCUAUAUCUAUCUAUCUAUCUAUGAGAUUGUGAGGAAUUUCUUCUCCCUGCUUCUAAUUCCCUUCUUGCUUUUCCUCCUAUUACUUUUGACUUGCCUUUAA
Molecule: messenger RNA, 849 nt
Organism: Acanthosepion pharaonis
Lineage: Eukaryota; Metazoa; Mollusca; Cephalopoda; Sepiida; Sepiidae
Source: the annotation of a GenBank genome assembly